This is a messenger RNA of Theobroma umbraticum, 905 nucleotides long. RefSeq names its product mavicyanin-like. The record is from RefSeq and is a predicted model, not a curated record. Gene Ontology annotation, molecular function: electron transfer activity. Gene Ontology annotation, cellular component: plasma membrane. NCBI's taxonomy places the organism in Eukaryota, Viridiplantae, Streptophyta, Magnoliopsida, Malvales, Malvaceae.
CCACCGGUAUAAACAUUUUAAAAAAAAUCCAGUCCUCGAUCAAUGAUUUGGUGCCAGUUGUAUCUUACUAUUUGUCCUAUAAUUUAUAAGAAGUGAUGGUGACAACCCCAACUCGAUGGAAUUGAUAAAAACUAAGAAGGGGGAAUAUACCGCUUUCAAAGGUUUCAACCAUAGGAAAUGUCUAGGUUGGUUCAAUGGUUUUCAGCAAGCCUUCCAUUAUUUCCAUCAUAUUCAUUGCUUUCAAAGCUAUGGAAGACAAGACUGUCAGAUAUUGUAGUCUCUUCCCAAUCAUUCUUAUGAUCUGUUUUUGCUUCUUGAAGAGUACCACAUCUGAAGUUUACAACGUUGGUGAUGAGGAGGGGUGGAACUCAGAGGUAGACUAUGUUUCCUGGUCACGGAAAUACAAUUUCAGCGUUGACGAUGUUCUAGAGUUUAAAUAUAAUAAGGGGCAACACGAUGCCUUUGAAGUGACAGAGGCUACAUACCGAUCAUGUAAUACGAGCAGUGGAGUCCUAGCCAAGUAUGAGACUGGAGAUGAUCAAGUCAAGCUCACCAAAUCAAAGAAGUAUUGGUUCGUCUGCAACAUAAGUGGCCAUUGCCUUGGGGGUAUGAGGUUUGGAAUUGAUGUUAAAGCAGGAAACACCAGUACUAAUUUGGGGCCAACUCCAUCAGCCAAAUCUGGUAGCACUUAUGCCUUUGAAAGAUGGAGUUUGAGCCUCUUCCUCUUUGCAUCUGGAAUUCUACUCAAUGUAUUUUGUUGAUUAAAAAUUGCAGUUUAGGCACUACUUUCUGCUUUUUUGACGAUUACCUCCCUUAAAAUGAUUUUUAUCCAUUAUUGACCCAUCAUAAUUGAUUACUUUAAAUGUGAACUCUUUAAGUUAAUACAGUUACUGUUUAUCCCCUAA